UCGCUGUCACCUCAACGCGGAAGACGACGAAACGCAGGAGGAGGAAAGCAAAUGAUCCGUUCCACAGUCAGUGAGGUGGAACAAACGACGUUAUCGUGAGCUCAUACCGCCACACCGACGUUCCCCGUUCCACAUAGCCGCCACGAAGCUCCGCACAGCCCCUAUGAGCCCAAGCGGAGAGACGCUGGGAAUCUGUUGAAAGGAGGUGACACACUCACAGAGGCGCCCCGGCGCAGGGAGUUUAAAGUAAGCUUAUUACCGCCAGAUCAAAACCAAAACACUUGAGUCGUUCCCUUGCCACUUUGGGAGUGUUCGACUGAUGAAGUGCAGCAAAUAAUGAAAAAUUUUUUUGUAUUGAUCAGUGUAAUGCAGUGAGCAAAAGAAACCUUACUGAGCAAUUUCAACUCAUACAUUUGACUGCCCCACCACCGCCUCAGCCUAUCGAUGGGUGAAUCCGGGUCGCGUCGCUCCACGCUGGUGUCCCGCCUGCCCAUCUUCCGUCGGAGCAACAGCAAGCGACAGGACUCGCUGCCGCCGUCACCGUCAUCCGGCGGAAACUGUGUGCACACCUCGUCGCCAUCCAGCACUAACUCCAGUUCGGGGAGUACCGGAAAACGGCGGAGCCUUUUUCGCGCGCCAUCGCUCAGCUUCUCAGUCAAGCGGAGCAGCCAGCCUCGCGUCCAGCCCGUCAACUUGAACCUCACGCCGCCGGCGACGCAGACCACCGACGCCAAUGGGAACAGUCAGCAGCCGAUUACGGCGUCGCAAUCGGCUGGUUUUAGUGAUGCUCACGCUAAGUUGCGACACUCGUUUGGCUUCGGGAGCCACCGGCAGAAGAAAAUCACGCGCUCUCAGACGGAAGAUUUUGACAAGACGUCUGCGUCCUCUUCUGCAACCAAUCGGAAUGUCUUCAUCAACUGCCUCAGUGGCUCGGCAGCCAACGAGGGUGAUGACUCGGGCUUCAUCGAAGAUUACGGCAACGGCAGCAGGCGCUCGUCGCGACACAAGAAGCACCUCCUGCCCAAGUCCCUCUCGGCUCACCACCGCUUCUCUCAACACAGACCCUCAGGGGAGAAUCUGGAAUGCGGCGGUUCCGCUACCCUCUCCCCGGGGACAGGAGGACUUACCCCGGGGUCUUGUCUGAGUGACGCUGGCCUGGAGAGCUCCCUCCAGUCUCCCAUGGUAUCAGAGGACCGCACCACGGCUAUCACCCCUUCUGAGUUCAUCCCCAUCACGGAGGACUCAGUCUCUGAGGCCGAAGCUCUGCCAGCUCCCAGUCCUGGACCCGCUCUUGUGUCUGGACUGACCACCGACACUGUCCCAGCUGAGGGGGCACCUGUCCCAGAGACAUUCAGCGGGACCGUCUCCUCCUCGCAGGUUUUCUUCUCUCCGGAUGUAUCCGGCACUGAGAAACCGUUACUCCCUGAGACCAGCACGGCCAACAACACCGACUAUGAGACGGCUAUCUCCCUCUCGGAACCGGAGACCGCCGUGCCCUGCCCGUCCCCGCGGGAGCUGUCGCCGAACGACGAGGAGGAGGAGCGCGAGGAAGAACGAGAGGAGCCAGGGAGAGGGACGCAGGGACAGGAGGCGGCCGACGCUGAGACCACCAGCGAAAGCGAGGCGGGAGCGCCGAGAAGUGACGGCUGCCGGUCGUACAUGGAACAGUCUGAGAGGAGGGCGAAACACACUCUCUCUGUUCACGAGAAAGGGAACUUUUGUGGCUGCCGUGAACCCAGGUCCUGUCACUUAAGGAAGCCGCACACAGCCUCUAUGUGCAGCAGCGUUAGCCCCUACCACGAGGUGAUGCGCUUGGAGAGGCGCUUGCGUUCCUCCUCUGAAGGGGCCGGCGGUCCUCGUAUCCAUGGCAACCACAGGGACAACCCCGGCGUGGAGGGAUGCGGCCUGCUGAAACACAGGAACAACUCCUCGUCAUCCAAACUGGGAAGUCUGGAUGUCCUCAAUAAUUUGGGCUCCUCUGAGCUGGAUGAAGAUGACCUCAUGUUGGACCUGGACUUAUCUGACGAUCAGCGCCAUCGUCACGUUUCUAGACAAGACUCCAGUCAGUCCUUGGCAUCCUGUCUGAACCUACUCCACUCCCCCAUCGACCCAUCAGGAGAUCGCAUCCCAGUGAAAGACAACUGCCACAGGGAGCUUCGACGUCCGACCAGCCUGCUGCCUGCUGAGUGCAGCUCUGCUCUGCUUCUGGGCAGGGAAGAAGACCCCUUGCCCCCUGGAGUGGAGACCCUCCCCCUGCGACUGAUGCAGCAGGACUGCACCGCUGUCAAGACCCUACUUUUGAGGCUCAGGCGCACCCUGCAGGAGAGUACAGAGACAAGUCCUGCCAGCAGUCUUCAGUCUCUACCCAUUAGCCCCUGCAGUGAAAAGGCCCUUCCAUUGAAGGACUGGAGCAGAGAGGAAGCGUUGCUGCAGCAACUAAAGGAGAAAGACGAACUAAUAUUCCGACUGCAGAGUGAACUGGAGAGUGCCAAAGCUGCCGUAAAGAUGAAAGACGGCCACGUAAGCGACCACGCAACACAGACUGAGCACAUGGGGCCAGAGGCCAACAGCCAUCCAGGCCGGUGGUCAGGACCAGGCAGCAGCAGCAGCAACAGCAACAGCCUACCCCUAAAGGAGCGAAGGGCGCUGCGGACCGGGGGUGCGUCGCCCCCUCUGCCGCUCGCAGGGGACCUCGCUAACCUCUCCCAACACCCGCUAUCUCUCGGUUCUGCCGGGGACGGGGACGACAACCACCUUCACCCACCGGCCGGCGUCCCGAACGCAGCUCCCCAUCUUCCCCGCGCGAUGUCGUCUUUGACCGGCAGGCAGCCGGAGAGGGCGGCGGCGUCGUCCUCCUCCGAGUCCUUAGGAGGAAGCUUGGCGGCCCGCAAGGGGGAGCAUCACCACCCCAGCCUCAUCCCCCGGGCGGUGGGCGCCUCCUCCUCCUCCAGCCUGGCCAGCAGGGGGAGCGUCUCUUCGUCCGGCCUCCCCUCCCCCCCGACCCCUUCCUCCGCCUCCUGCUCUUCGUCGCCCUUCACGGGGCGCCUGGGGCAACCGCCCCGCGGCCCGCUGUCCCUGCACAGCUACUCUCGAAAAAAUGUCUUCCUCCAGCACUCCCUGCACACCGCCGACCUCCAGGCGCUCACGCAGAGAGACACUUGAUCGCCAGCCAACAUUUUGGUUGCUCUUCUUGCGAAGUCGCAAAAGAAAACCAGAAACGAUGCACAAAUUCAACGGAAUGCUCCACACAACUCUCGUGGCUCUUUCUUCGCUGACAUUUUCUUCACGCGCAACGACACGCACAACAGCAAUUUGUUGACUCGUCCCAAAAAGUUGAAAAGAGAGAAAAGAAAUGCGGCACAAAAAAAAAAAAAUCACCUGAUGUUGUUCAGCAAUUUAGACACACACACGCACACAGGUGCUCUUCUCAUAAAUACAGGAAGAAAAAAAAAACAAAGAGUAGACAUUUACCCGAACACAACCACCUAAGUCAUGGAUCAACCUUCGCUGACAUUUUGUUUAUCCACGCACAUGCAGACACGCAAACCUCUCCCAAAAAUUGCAAAAGAAAACAAGCACUGGCGAAGUUCACCUGAACACAAGCAGGCAACAGUCCUGGAUGAAACUUGGGACAUUUUGUUGAUCCGCUCCCUCACGCAGACACGUACACGUGGUGUCAUGCCGACAGUUUAGAUGUGCUUACGCCCGCGUAUGCACGCUACAAAGUGCGCGCGCACGCACGCACGCACACACACACACGGUCAUCCUCAUAGAUGGCUAGCAGGAAACAGGAUGAACCUCAAUUUAUGCACAUUUUAGUUAUUUUUGAAUGUCUUUUUUUUUCUUUUUAAACCUUUUAAUUUAUUUGAACCUUUUUGCUGCUGAACGCUGUGAAGAAGUGUGCUUUGCAGGGAUACUCGCCGACAUCGUUGUCUCACGUUGCCAAAAUGUACGCCAAUGAACUUCCUUCCUUCCUUCCUUCCUUCCUUCCAGUGUUAAAGGGACACUUAGGGGAGCGUCAUAAGUCUGUUAACAAACUCUUUCAAGAAGGGAACACCACACAAAUAUAUACGCUCGCUGAGAGCUUUGUAUCCAGCCCACCGUGCAAUUCUAAAAUGUUAACCUACAAAUGCUGAUAAUACACAAUACAGAGGGUUCUCAGUUUACGGGGGACCCAAAAUAUGAGGUUUCGAGGUUACGAACACGCCAAGUAGUUUGUGCAGCCACGCAAGAAUAUGUGGUCACAUAAAGGGCAGUGUAGUAUUAUAAAACUCAUUUCGUAUUUUUGUUGGUGGAGUUUAGCUCUUAAUUUUAGUCCAAAGUAAUUACAGAGAAAACAUUCACAAAGAGAGAAUUUAUAUAGUUUCGGGGCUGUUUCUACCUCGCAAAAGAAGAUACAUUUUUCUGUCUAGAAUUCCAAGCAUUUUUUUUUACCAGUUGUUCAUUCCAAAAUGUCAAAACAUUGACAGAAAACUAAACGAGCAUCAUAAAGUCUUCAAAAAGAGGUUACUGAAAAUUGUUUAUGUAGCAACUCAUUGGCAUAAUCCACUUGCACAUUUAAAUCUAAGCAGAGGUUUCAAGGAUGUCCAAAAACGUACCGAAAAUUUAGAUUUUGUACAUUUUUAAAUGAAGUGGAACCUCGAAAGCCAACAAAUGAGUCUAAAAUGACAUUCGUCUAAAAAUGUACCGCACAAAAAUGUCAGGAGUUUGAACCAUCAUGCUAAAACUCAGCUCAGUGAGCGGCAAAAGAUGAACUCACUUGUCCUCAAAAUUAAAGCAGAGUAGUUUUAGUGGUUAACAUACAAGUUUUAACUGGUAAGAAUAUUGUUAUUUACUUUACUAAAUGCCUGUAGCUUUAAUAAAGGUUUUAUAAUGGCGACAGUUUGACACAGGAGUGUUGUAUUUAAUGUAUUUGCAUUAUUUCCCAUGUGAAAAGUGCUUCCAAACUGGAUCAAAUCAGGUUGACUGGUGUUCAGAUCGGACGCUGUGGUUCCAUUGCAUCGACAUAUUAAUGCAAGUUUGUUUUUUUCAAUAUGAGCAAAGCCAAUCAGGUUUCUGAAAGAGGUCACGUCCAAUUCCUUUGUAUCAAACUUAAAACCUCGUUAGUAUGGAUCCAUUUUUAAGAGUUUGAGUCAACGGUUACACGACUUUGCUGCUAGGUGCUUUCCUGCCGCCCCCCCCCCCCCCCACUCCCUUACCCAACCCCUCCAUUCUCACUCCAUUCACCUCAGCCCUGCUAAUCACACUCAAUUUUAUUUAAAAGGUCGAGUUUUAACAUUCUAUCUCAUUGACGAAUCAAGAAGCUACAUUUUUAAUGGUGGGAAUUUUAUUUGUAUUUUUAUUAUUGCCUUAUUUAUGUUUACCGGCACAGGAAACAUGAACAAUCAGGCAGUGGGAAGGACAGUAAUACCUAUAAUGUUGCUAUUGUGAAUGAAUCAAAAUUAAUAUAUUAUUUUUUGCUUUUUAAAAUGUUGCUGAUUGUAUGUUUAUUUUUGGUCUGGAAUCACUUUUUUGAAUUUUAAAUGGCUCUACAUGUACAUAGGAUCCUUAUGAGAAGGUGUGAACAAACGUCCGUCUGCAGCUAGAGUAGACAUUGCCAUUAAAAAAACAAAAAACAAAAAAAACAAUCAUUCCAAAUAAUAUUAGUAAUAACUUGUCGGUACUCACACGUCUGAAAGCCAGUUCUUUGCACCUUAACUAAUUGCGACCUCAAAACAACUCAAUUCAAUUCAAAAGUCAUUAAAACAUAAAACUAAAAUGUUUGGAAAAUUUGUUUUUUGUAGAUUAUUUAUGUGAUGUCACACAAGUGCUUUUUACCUGUAAAUGUUCUACCAUUGGAAAAUCUAUUUUUAUCCCCCUCUGAAAUGACACCCCAUAAGCACCAUUCAAUUCUGUAUGUCAAGCUGGUCACACGCUCCUGUGGGGUUGCAAUGGUGUUGGUCAUGCCACUGAAGCAUGUGACCUAUGCUCAAUUUUUAUGUUGUACAAAUGUUUGUUUCGCUUUCAAAUGAUGCCACAUUUAUAAGGAAAGAACAUUUGUGAGCUUAACUCACCACAAAGCCGCCCCACACCAGUGUGUGACAUACUCUACUCCCAUGUUAUACCACCGAAAUGCCUCAUUAUUUCCCUUUGGAGCCAGUUUGUAAGCACCAUUCAAUUCAGUACAUCAUGCUUGUCACACACUGCUGUGGGAUCGGGAGGCCAUUUGUAAGGGUUGAGUAUCACAAAUGCCAUCCCGCAGCACUGCGUGACCAGUAUCACAUUCGAUAUUCAAUUGGCAUGUUAGUCCACUGGAAGCCAGUUGUAUUUUGACCUAUUUGUAAGGAAUGUCAUCCCACAGCAGUGUGUGAACAGCAAGACAUACUCAUUAGGCAUGUCAUGCUUUCGGAAAGCCAGUUUUUUCCCUUUUGAAACAAUGCCUCCUUCACAUGGAACAUGCAUUUGUGACUUAAGCAGGACAAUUUAGUAUGUGAUGCUGGUCACACACUGUUGUGGGAUGGCAUUUGCGUCGCAUGCAUCCUGCGAAUGCAUGUUUGUUAUAAAUGGGCCACCAUUUCAAAGCAAAAUAAAGGGGCUUUUCAAUGGUUGAACAAGACAAGUGAGUGUGUGAUGCUGGUCACACACUGCUGUGAGAUGGCAUUUCUACUGCCCAACCUACAAAUGUACAACCCCAAUUCCAAUGAAGUUGGGACAUUGUGUUAAACAUAAAUAAAAAUAGAAUACAAUGAUUUGCAAAUCAUGUUCAACCUAUAUUUAAUUAAAUACACUACUAAAGACAAGAUAUUUAAUGUUCAAGUUGACGAACUCUUGUUUUUAGCAAAUAAUCUUUAACUUAGAAUUUUAUGGGUGCAACACGUUCCAAAAAAGCUGGGACAGGGUCAUGUUCACCACUGUGUUCCAUCACCUUUUCUUUUAACAACCUUCAAUAAACGUUUGGGAACUGAGGACACUAAUUGUUGAAGUUUUGUAGGUGGAAUUCUAUCCCAUUCUUGCUUGAUGUACAGCUUCAGCUGUUCAACAGUCCGUGGUGUCCGUUGUCGUAUUUUACGCUUCAUAAUGCGCCACACAUUUUCAAUGGGAGACAGGUCUGGAUUGCAGGCAGGCCAGUCUGGUACCCGCACUCUUUUACUACAAAGCCACGCUGUUGUAACACGUGCAGAAUGUGGUUUGGCAUUGUCUUGCUGAAAUAAGCAGGGGCGUCCAUGAAAAAGACGUUGCUUGGAUGGCAGCAUAUGUUUCUCCAAAACCCGUAUGUACCUUUCAGCAUUAAUGGUGCCUUCAUAGAUGUGUAAGUUACCAUGCCAUUGGCACUAACAGCCCCAUACCAUCACAGAUGCUGGCUUUUGAACUUUGUGUCCAUAACAGUCCGGAUGGUUCUUUUCCUCUUUGGCGUCCACAAUUUCCAAAAACAAUUUCAAAUGUGGACUCCACCACAGAACACUUUUCCACUUUGCAUCAGUCCAUCUUAGAUGAGCUCGGGCCCAGAGAAGCCGGCGGCGUUUCUGGGUGUUGUUGAUAAAUGGCUUUUGCUUUGCAUAGUAGAGUUUCAAGUUGCACUUACGGCUGUAGCGGUGAACUGUAUUUACUGACAUUGGUUUUCUGAAGUGUUCCUGAGCCCAUGUGGUGAUAUCCUUAACACAUUGAUGUCGGUUUUUGAUGCAGUGCCGCCUGAGGGAUAGAAGGUCAGGGGCAUUCAAUGUUGGUUUUCGGCCUUGCCGCUUACAUGCAGUGGUUUCUCCAGAUUCUCUGAACCUUUUGAUGAUAUUAUGGACAACAGAUGAUGAAAUCCCAAAAUUCCUUGCAAUUGUACGUUGAGGAACAUUGUCCUUAAACUGUUCGACUAUUCUCUCACGCACUGGAACCUCGCCCCAUCUUUGCUUGUGAAUGACUGAGCAAUUCAGGGAAGCUCCUUUAAUACCCAAUCAUGGCACCUACCUGUCCCCAAUUAGCCUGUUCACCUAUGGGAUGUUCCAAACAGGUGUUUGAUGAGCAUUCCUCAAGCUUCUCAGUUUUUUUUUUGCCACCUGUCCAAGCUUUUUUGGGACAUGUUGCAGCCAUAAAAUUCCAAGUUAAUGUAUAUUUGCUAAAAACAAUGAAGUUUAGCAGUUUGAACAUGAAAUAUCUUGUCUUUGCAGUGUAUUCAAUUAAAUAUAGGUUGAACAUGAUUUGCAAAUCAUUGUAUUCUGUUUUUAUUUAUGUUUAACACAACGUCCCAACUUCAUUGGAAUUGGGGUUGUAUCUUCCUUAGAAAUGGGCAAUUGCUUAAAAGGGGGGUGAAACCUGCUUUCCAGUAGUACACAUAACAAUUGACUAUGUCCUGCUGGUAACACACUGUUGUGGAGCGGCAUUAUUGUGCUGCGCAUCCUAAAAAUGCAUGUUCAAAUGGGGUAUUGUUUCAAGUAGAAAUGAAACAGCUUUCCAAGGGUAUAUAACAUUUAUGGUUAAGAAGCAUGGACAAAACACAGAUUUCUGAACUUUUUGUUUUUCAUUCCGGUUGAGGUUGAAUUGUGGGUCUUUUAUUUAUAUAUCUUUGACCAAUCAUAUGUGAUACAUGUCUGCUUAAUAUAAUUUUGACUUCAUCAGGUUUAAUUAGAUGCGUUGUAUUUUGGGGGCUUUUUUUUGUCAUCAUAUUUUAUCAGAGGAUUUUCUCUUAUUAAUAUUUAAUGGCAUUAAAUCAAUGUAAAACACUUGAACUCGUUAGACUUUCAUGCUUGCAUUGUGUUUUUUUUUUGGGGUGAGGGGGGCCGUUUUUACAUAAUGUUAGUUGUUAUGACGGCACAUCAAUAAAUGUGAGUUACCUGAAGAACAAC
Molecule: messenger RNA, 8810 nt
Organism: Phyllopteryx taeniolatus (common seadragon)
Lineage: Eukaryota; Metazoa; Chordata; Actinopteri; Syngnathiformes; Syngnathidae
Gene: ccser1
Product: coiled-coil serine-rich protein 1
Exons: 13
Coding region: 445-3162 (905 amino acids)
Source: RefSeq, a predicted model, not a curated record